Molecule: messenger RNA, 573 nt
Organism: Adineta steineri
Lineage: Eukaryota; Metazoa; Rotifera; Eurotatoria; Adinetida; Adinetidae
Source: the annotation of a GenBank genome assembly
AUGUCGACGAUAUCAGAUAUCGAACGAAUUAAUCAUUUAGAAUGGCGUUUAAAACGUUUGGAAAUUUUUUUAGGAAAAUCCGAUAAUAAAAAACGAAUUAAUGAAACAAUUAAAGAUCUGAAUGAACAGGUAGUUCGACAUGCUAAUAAUAAUAAUAAUGCCAAAGCAUUAUUAAAUAAAGCCGAUGAAAUUAAUCGUUUAACAAGUUCUGACUUUCAACGUCGGUUAAUGGCUGAUCGAGCAACAAAAUUAGAAUUAAUUCUUGCUGAUGAAGAACGUAUUCAUGAAAUAACAGAAAAUCUCUCGAAAAUCGAUACAUUAGCUCGCGUACUCAAUGGCGAAGAUUUUAAAGAAAUACCAAAAUUAUUCGCAAGUUUAAAUAAAUUAUUGAUUAUUCAUAAUGACACCAAGAUUCAACAUAGUGACUUUACACAAGAAUUAAGUAGUUUCUUACAAAAUUAUGCUGCAUUUACUUUAAUGAUGGAUGAAAAUCUUCAACAAUAUAAACAAAUAUUAAAUAGAAACCAAAAAGCAUCAGCCGAAAUUCAAGACAAUCCAAUUGAUGAUGAAUAG